UAUCAUUUAGUGUUGAACUAUACAGCGGCGUUAAUUUCUCACAAGGUCCCCAGCGGGCGUUGUGAUUAUAGUCCAUUAGUUGUUAUUGUGAUCGUUGUUGUCUAUUUAUCAGGAUUGAGUUUUUAGUCAGUAAAAUUAAUAUUAAAUCAUGUACCUCGGCCAAACUUGAUGUUCUCCCAUAAUGCUGCUACAAGUUAAUAUUUUGAGGAACUUCAUGUAAGAUAUGAAAAGUGCUAGACAGUUUGUUUUUGAUGGACUACCAGUGGAAAGCACUUCGAAAGCAUGUACAAGUUCUUCAGAAGACAAGACGGUUGUGGAUUUUGCUUCUCCAAGUAGUACCAACAGUAAAAGCUCCAGGGGGUUCUUUGAAAAUUUGUUUUACGUUCCCGCGUAUUGUACAACGCUCCAUUGGUGGUGGAGGUUAAAGUUUUUGCGUUUCGAAGAAUUUGUUUGUGCACACCAUUGGAAGGUUCUCAGUUCCAUAGUAGUACUUAGUCUAUUUUGUUUUGGCCUGAAAGCGGUUACUGUCGACACUAAUUUUGACAAGCUGUGGAUUGAAGAAAGUGAUCGUCUUACUGCUGAGUGGAAGUAUUUAACUAAAGCAUUACAAAAUGUUCAUACUGAAACAUUAUAUGGUGAUUUGUAUUAUUUUUCAAAAGAUACCAAAUUGUCUAGAAUGACAUAUCAUUCUCAGAGAGAUGAAAUAGACGAAAAAGAAACUGAUAUAUUUUCUUUACCAUCAACUAUGUCCAAAUCUAAAACUGAAACAGAUUCAUCCCUGAAUAGUCGUGAAUAUAUGGGUAGUAUGGAGACAAUAUUACAAACUACUAUACCAUAUACUAGCAGUCAAACAUUUUCUGAGCAUAUUAAAUCAUCAAAUUAUAUCCAUUCAGAUAAUAUUAAUGAUAACAGCAAUGUUGACAAUGAUAAUUAUGUUGAUAUUCUAACUCCUCAAGCUUUAUUAGAUCAUAUGGAGUUUUUGAUCAAAGUAAGACGACUUACAAUAACAGUUGGUUCAUCAAAAUGGUCUUUUAAAGAUUUAUGUCAACGUGUUAGUCUACCGUUUGGUGUGGAAAUGCAUCAUUUACAAGCUUAUCUGGAUAUGAUUAUACCGUGCAUUAUUAUCACACCAUUGGAUUGUUUUUGGGAAGGUGCGAAAGUUCUUGGUCCCGAGGAAGCAAUGUGGGUCCCUUGGUUUGAUGAACGCACUCUACUUCAAUGGACAAACAUUGAUCCUGUUGGAUUACUUCAAGACCUUUCUAAACGCUAUGGAAAUUAUUCACAAACCGAAAUUAAAAAUCUAAUUAAUCUAUUUUAUGAUUCUGGUAUUAAUCAUGGCUAUUUGAAUCGUUCUUGUUUAGAUCCAUUAGAUCCAGCUUGUCCAGUAUCAGCUCCUAAUUAUAGAGGAAAGGCUCCACAUAUCUCCAAGAUACUUAGUGGUGGUUGUCCAGGAUUCGCUUCCAAAAUGCUUCAUUGGCCAGAGGAAAUAAUAGUUGGUGGUCGAAUUCAUACUAAUAAUAGUUUUGAUAUACCUUUACAUACAAAACACCAAAAAGUUUCAUUUGAUUUAAAUCAAAAUAAAACUAGAUCUUCAAAAUCUUCUGAUCACUUUCUUUUAUCUUCGUCAGUUAAAUUCAAUAAAACCGGUCAGGGUUCAAAAAAUCUUUCUUAUCUAAUAAAAGCUAAUUCACUUCAAUCACUUAUCUUGUUGAGAUCUCCAAGAGAUUUAUAUGAGGCAGUUAGACGAAAUGAUCCAUACAAACAUGAAGAUUGGACAUUGGAUGAUGCUAGACAUGUUUUACGUGAAUGGAGACGGAAUCUAAGACGUUUGAUAAUAGAACACAACACUGGUUUACAACCUAAUGUUGAAUGGCGAUUUUUCGCAUUUACUAGCGCUUCAUUACAUGACCUCUUACAAGAGAUUACACUCCGUCUAGGACCUCUCACAUUGAUUGGCUGUCUUUUGUUAGUGUUUCUUUAUGGCGUUGUCUGUCUUCUUGGUUGGCGAGAUCCUGUUCGUUCACAGUGUUGGUUGGCAUUAUGCGGACUAAUGAUUAUAGCGUUGUCUUCAGUGGCUGGAUUGGGAAUAUGUGCAGCUGUUGGUAUUCCUUUCAAUGUAUUAACCAUCCAGGUAUUACCUUUUCUUCUCCUUGGUCUGGGUGUAGACAGUAUAUUUGUUUUGACCACUUGUCAUGAAUGUUGUAUCGCUCGACGUGUUGUCUUGUUGGCAAAUUCAUCACCACCUUCGGAUUUGAGCACUUCGUCGUCAGCAUUCUCCUUAUCUUCAUGCUCGUCGAAAUCAUCCAACCCUAUCCACGUAUUAUCUGUACAUGGUCCCAGUCUACUUUUUGGUACAAUAUCUUUAGCUGGUGCUUUCUUUUCUGCUGCAUUUAUCCCCGUUCCGUUAAUUCGCCAAUUCUGUUUACAGGCUGGUAUUCUUAUUGUUGUACAAUCGAUCAAUGUAUUUAUGCUCUUCCCUGUUCUAUUACAACUUGAUGCCACUCGUCGUAAUCAAAAGCGUUUAGAUGUGUUGUGUUGUUUACGUCAACCGGAACUAGAAACAGCGAUUAUGUCAAAUCCCCCCAAAUUAACCACUUUUUGUCAAUCUGAAUCAUGUCAUUUACGACCAUUUAAUUACUAUUCUGGUAGUAAAAACUUAAUUCCUAGUCGUUGUCAUCGUCAUCAUCAUCACCACCAUCAUCACCAUCAUCAUCAUAAUCAUCACUAUCAUUGUCGACAUUGUCGUUAUAUAAACUCAAAAAAAUUAACAGGGGGUAAUCGUGAUAUUUCUAUUAAUUUACCAGAGACAUGUAUCAGUUCUGGUUUUUCACAUCCAACUAUACAAGUUAAUGUAGUUAAUCAUCUUUCUAGAUCAAAACGUUCUUCGUCUUCUUCCAAUUUUAAUAAUGAAGUUACCAAAGCAAUUGUCAAGACAACAGCUAAUUCUACAGCUAAUACUGUUCAAACUACAGUUACUGUAACUGGGAAUCAAGAUAAAGAAACAAAUACUACUAAUAAUAUUUCAGAGUCUAGUGGAACUGAAAAUGUAUCAGUUUUGGAGUGUGGAAAAAACUGCCCUACUUGUCAGGAAGUUACUUCAACACCAGAGCAAGGAAGUCUACAGAAAUGCGUAAAUAAAUCCGAAUCUUAUUCAGAGUCCAGAACAACUAUCUCUUCUUCAUUGCUUGUACGGUUCACUAGACACUUUGCUUUUUUCAUUACUAGUCAUUGGAGUAUACAACUGUGUAUAUGCUUAUUAGGUCUUGGAUUAUUUUGUGCAGCUGUGCUUUGUGCAACUUUUAAACUACGCCUAGGUUUGGAUUGGUCCAGUUUAACACCUUCAGAUACCAUUGAAUAUGGAUUUAUAAAAACGGCGGGUCAAGCCUUUGGUUUGAGUAAUUUUCAUAUUAUUGCUCGCGGUUCUGAUCUACCCGGUUCUCGGCCGGUAUCUAGUCAGUCACUAACACAAUAUACAACUUUAUCAGCUUCCAGUGGAACUUCUACCCGAUCCCGCGUAAGCUUGGCUACUGUCGGACGAGGGAUAGACUUUCCAAUGCAACAGCGCCGUCUACGUUGGAUGUAUGACUGUUUAACUGGUGUUUCAGGCGUUAUGUUAUCUGGACGAAAGGUGUGGCUAGAUACAAUGCGUGAUUGGUUGGAAGAGGUACAAAAUGCAUUUGAUAAAGACCGUAAACGAGGAUACAUUACGGAUAGUGGACAUUGGAAUGCCAACGCAAGUGAACUUGGUAUUCUUGGCUUACGAUUAAUCGUUCAAACUGACCGUGGUCCUGAGUUAAGCAGAAUUAAUACUGGUCGCAUAGUACGUGGUGGUAUAGUAGAUCCACCAGCUUUCUAUACACUAUUACGCGUUUGGCGUUCCAAAGAUGCUUUGAACUUUUCUUCUCUACCUUGUAUUAUUUACCCAGAACCAAGCAUAGUUCAUGUAGGUCGUUUAACUGGUCCUGGACGCCCUUCGGAUCUGCAUGCAUUAUCUCCGGCUGAACCAAUCGAAUUUGUUCAAACAAGCUUUUACGCUGUAGGUGUUAGCGAAAUGAAUUCACAGCUUGAUUUAGUUCAGCAAAUUCGACAUAUUACAGAAACUGCAACCGUCCAAGGUGUUCCAGCUUUUCCUACUGGUGUUCCGUUUACAUUUGUUGAACAUUAUAUUUAUUUGGUUCGAGAGACAGCAAUCGCUUUCGGCAUAUUUUGUACUGUAAUUCUGUUUACUGGAUUAAUUUUAUUCUCGUCUCCGAUUACUGUUUUGCUUCUACUUAUAAUUGGAGCUGUUGGUGGAGCAUGUUCCGCGAUCAUUGGUUUAGUUAUUCUUAAUUUGGCUUUAAAUCCUAUUUCUGCUUGUUUGUUAUUAGUGUCCAGUGGUUUAGGGGCUAGGAUAUCUGUUGGAUUUCUUGGAUCGUGGCCAGUAUCUCAUUUGUAUACAGAUUCAUCUUCGAAUCGGUCAACUCGUAAAAUAUGCUUAUGUCAAUCUAAUUCAUCAUAUGGAUGUACGGUAUCUGAUUCAGUUCAAUUUUGUACUCGUGUUCAAAAUCCCAAAUAUGAUUCCAAACAAAUUACACUGUCUAAAUCACCUUCGUUUGCUCUUAAUACUACUAUUACCGUUUCGGAACGUCGUCAACUAGUUAGGGGUCAAAUAGUUCGUAUACUGAGUAAUCAUUUUACUCCAGCUUUUCAUGCUACAGUUGGACUUUUGCUAGCAUUAUCUUUACUCGUUGCUGCUCGUGUACAGUUUAUAGCUGAUUACUUUUUCCGUCUGAUCGUUAUUGUUAGCUUUGUUUGUUUAUUCAAUGCUGUGUGUUUAAUACCAACUAUCUGUUAUCUGAUUGGUCCAUUUCACAGCCGUUUCAUACUUGGACGACGUAAUUUGUCGAAUAUUACUUCAACAUCACAUAAAUCACCAAUACAACAAGACGAUACUAACUAUCAUUCUCAUCUUUCUCCAGCAGUGAAUAAAACUAUUCACUAUCUGAAAUGUCAUCCAUCAGAAAUAAACUUUAAUUCUGAACAACAUCAUAUCAAUAUGAUAAAUGAUUCACAGUCAUCUUUUUCAAGUUCACCUUCUAAUAUGUCCCCAAGUCUAUCAUCACCAAGUUCUUCUCGUUCAUCCAGUUCCUUUAGUCAUUCAGAACAAAAUCAUAAUGAUGAAUCCAGUCAAAAUAUGAAACUCUCUAGUAAAACAGAAUCAAUUUAUAAAGAGUCUAGCUGUUUAACUGUGAAAGAAUCACCAAAAGAUAUUGUUCAUCAUGGUUUGAAUUACUCAAAUGAUCAUUCUACAUGGAUAAAUCGUUCGAGUGAACAAUGUUCUUCAAAUGCUGCCGCUACGGCAGCAGCGGCCGCUGUUGUUGUUGCAGCUGCAGCCGCCGCGUCUGUUCGAUCUCGACCACCUAGUUUAAGUACUAUUUCAGAAGAACCUUCUCAUUCCAACUCAACUGUAAGUUUAAAUCAUACCACUCCACCGAAUAGUGGGAAUGGUUCUGGAUGUAAUAGUACUGGUAGUAGUAUUAAUAAUAAUAAUAGUAGUUAUUUGCCAACUUUUGAAAAUGAAGAUAUUUCAUUGAAUCCUACUGCAUCUUUUAAUUCUGUCGGUUCGAUAAAAAACUACUUUAUAUCACAAAAUCUGCCACUUAGUCUUGUCACCUCAGUUGAUCUUAUCAGGAUGAGCAGACUUUUAAAUCCAAAUAUUUCUGCUAAUGAGAUAUGCGAAAGUUUAUGUAACUCAAUUACAUCUCCUGCCCCUUCCAAUAUUCAUACGUCUGUUAAAAGCCAUCGAACUAGUAAGAACAGAGAAUUGGUCUUAGAUCCAAAUGUAGCAUGUACAUUAUUGGCAGCUGUAACGGCAACUAGUUAUCAAACUGCAAACAAACCAGUUGUAGAGGUAACACCUGUUGGACACAAUGAAAAUAUCCCACCUCCUUCAUAUUCAAGUGUAGUUAACCAAUCUCACUCUAUCGGGCGUGAUAAAUCCUCCGAACGCAUAUCAGUUUCAUCUCAUCAACAAAAAACUUAUAGAGGUCAUAAUAUUUCUACCCGUGUAUCAGAUAACGAGAUAUCUGUUAAGUCAUUUGCAGAUAAUUAUGAGAUCUCUGAUCCUACUACACAAUUGGCUGCCAAUAACAAUAUUUUUCAGCCUAAUUCUCACACUACCUCAUCAUCAUCCUCAUCAAAAACUUUUAAGACUAAUUAUCACCAUUUAAGAAAGAAAAAUGUAUCAUUAGUAUUUUCAUCUCCUACUCAUAUACAUCAAACUACACCAGUAAAUACAAGCUCAAACUGUAAAAUCUCACAAUUACCUAAUACCGGUUCAAAUUCUUCAACUACACAUUUGAAUGUAAAUAUUUCACAUUCAUGUCAUAAUCAUAGACACUGUUGUUCUAAUUGUUUAAUUACUCAUUGUAAUUCAAGGUCAAUAAAUGAUGAUUACAAUAGUGGCAGCAACCUCAAUGCUAAUGCCAAUAUUCAUCAUCAAGGUACUAGUCACAUUGUUUUAUCGGAUUCUAAUUCAGAUAGUCAAAUUAAAAAAUCUCACAAUACUUAACAUAAUUAUAUGCAAGUUAUAUCCAAUUGUAUAGUUAUAUGUACGCUUUCAACAUAUCUGUAUUCCCUACUCUAAAACACUUUGUUUUUCUACAAUUUAUUUGUCUUUUAAAAUUCUAUACUUAUGAUGUAUUUCUUUAAGUUAUAUAUGCAUUUUGUACAGAUUUGUAUGUUUCAUAAAAACCGUUUAAAAAUCCUAAUAGUUAUGUUUACCUUUUUCUUUGUAAUAGUUUACCACUGGUCUUUAUUUUCACGUAGAAUGUUUAUUUCGAUUAACAUUGUUUCUAGCCACUCCCCCUACACGUUUUUGUUGCCUAAAAUGUACAGUUAAAUUUGCUUACUCCAACUUGUACGCUCCUGUUCUAUCGCUUACAAUUUAUCUAGGAAUUAACUUAUUCAGUGUACAUAAAUUACAGUACUUGUUGUUAAGCACAAUUAUCGUUUAUCUAAAGUCUUUUCUCGCUAAUCUUUUAUCAGUUUUCUGUUAUAUGUCUUAAGUUUUUUUUCUUUAUUAAAUUGGUCGUUUUAUUUUCUCGGGAUUAUUCAGUUGAAUUAUCUUUUAAAUGAAAUUAGUGUAUUUAUAAGUUUAUUUUUGACUGAUAUAGGUAUACUUGAUUUCACUGUAAUUGUUGGUAUUCAAUACGGUCUGCUUUUCAAUUAUUGAAUCCAGCUAUAUAUAUAAAUAUCAAGGCCAUGUAUAAAGUCAAUUUUUUAUACGUUUUAUUUAUGUAAUUUUGGUUAUUUCAUUCAAUUUAGUUUUCCUUAAAACAAAACUGGUUACUCGUGAAGUGAUCGAAAAUUCUUUUUGCUGUCUCAGUAGCUUAUGUUUUUACUGUUAUUAAGGAAUAGCGAUUUUUUUCUUGUAUCUUUUCCAUAGCCAAUUACUUACCUAUAGUCAUAUUCUCUUUAUUCUUUCCGCGUUUUUUUUCUGUUUUUCAAGUUCAUCGUUUUCCUUUUAUCCCUUGUUCUCUAUGUUGAUUUCAUAAUUUUGACUAAUUAUCGUUGCAUUUUUUCUAGAUUUCCUUCUAUUCAACAUUUAUAUAUCCAUAACGUACUAUUGUUGUAUCUUAUUCAUGUGUUCCUUUUUAUCUUAUUUAUUUAUUUCAAAAAAAUCUUAUUCCCUGUAAACAGUUAAAUGUAUUUUUCUGUGUACAUACUCAUGUAUACAUAAGUAACUAGUGUUUAUAUUUUCGUUGAACUAGGCAUUUUAUUUUAUUGUUUUAUUAUUCUGUUUUCUUAUUCCUUCUUGUUUUUUUUCUCUCACUCAUAAUUUAAACAAAUAUACAUAUAAAUAAAUAUUCAA
This is a messenger RNA of Schistosoma margrebowiei, 7852 nucleotides long. The record is from the annotation of a GenBank genome assembly. NCBI's taxonomy places the organism in Eukaryota, Metazoa, Platyhelminthes, Trematoda, Strigeidida, Schistosomatidae.